Aspergillus caelatus is the source of this 1774-nucleotide messenger RNA. Its product is annotated as Zinc/iron permease. The transcript has a single exon. Gene Ontology annotation, molecular function: high-affinity zinc transmembrane transporter activity. Gene Ontology annotation, cellular component: plasma membrane. The coding region runs from base 522 to 1577 and encodes 351 amino acids. Gene Ontology annotation, biological process: zinc ion import across plasma membrane. NCBI's taxonomy places the organism in Eukaryota, Fungi, Ascomycota, Eurotiomycetes, Eurotiales, Aspergillaceae. The record is from RefSeq and is a predicted model, not a curated record.
CUUAGAAAGGUGGGUGGAGAAGCUGAAACAACUUUGGGGACCCUGGGGAAAUGUUCAUAUCGCCUGGACUUCGAUUCGAACAGACAGUCCGGACACUACCCGAAAGAUCCACAUUUGCUCCCAGGGUGGACCAGGGCAUGGACAUGCACCAUCAGACAAAUCCAGCCAGAUGCCAUGUAAUUUCGGGUCGAGUAUGCUAUCGAUUCGUUAGGAACGUAGUAGCAUGAACUUUAGCUGCCUCUAGUUCCCUGUCCAAUACGGUCCAUCAUCAAAUAAUCCUGACGGUUGCACACACCGGCUCAGACGCUUAUGAAUCGCUUGCCACCAUAUGGUGACUAAACAGUGGUAAUUUCGGCUUCCAUGGUCCCUUUCAGUGGUUCAGAUGCCUCGCCAUGGGAGUCAUGGCUCGCAAGGUAUCCCACAAAGAUGUCCUAAUUUGCCCUAUAAAGCCCGCGUCCCGGCGCGAGUCGAACCAGUAGAAGCACGUUGGAAUUCUCCUCACAGGCUCAAUCUCUUUCACCAUGUCGUUCAAUCCCAACAACGUCGAUCUCGAUACCGCGGACCCGGCAGAAAUCAUCUGCUACCUCAAUGCCUCAGAAAACGACUAUGAUGGGCGCUUAGGCGCUCGUGUAUCCGCGAUCUUUGUGAUUCUGAUUAUCUCAAGCGCUGUUACAUUUUUCCCCGUACUGGCAAAACGAGUUCCCCGCCUUCACAUCCCACUAUACGUCUACCUCUUCGCACGGUACUUCGGUGCAGGUGUCAUUGUGGCGACGGCCUUUAUCCAUCUCUUGGAUCCCGCGUAUGAUGAAAUAGGACCGGCAUCUUGCGUCGGCAUGACCGGCCACUGGGGGGACUAUUCUUGGUGCCCAGCCAUCGUCCUUACCUCUCUCAUCGCCAUCUUCCUCCUCGACUUUGGCGCGGAGCGAUAUGUGGAGGUCAAGUACGGAAUCUGUCGAGAGGACCCGGAGCCUAUCAUGACCAGCAUAACGGAUAACAACUCGCGUACUGCCGCCGUGGCUAACCAAGCCCCUAUUGAGAAGGAAGCAAAGCUUGAAUCGCAAUCUGUCAAUGACUCGCUGACGGAGAGAUCAUUCAAGCAGCAGAUUGCUGCCUUCCUGAUCCUAGAGUUCGGUGUCAUCUUCCACUCGGUCAUUAUCGGCUUGAAUCUCGGUGUUACCGGUGAAGAAUUUUCCACUCUAUACCCAGUCCUGGUCUUCCACCAGUCUUUUGAGGGAUUAGGUAUUGGCGCCCGCAUGUCGGCGAUUCCCUUCCGCAAAGGCAGCUGGUUACCCUGGAUUCUGUGCACGCUGUAUGGUUUGACUACACCAAUUUCCAUCGCAAUCGGACUCGGAGUCAGAACCACCUACAACUCAGGCUCCUUUACCGCCAAUGUGGUCUCGGGGGUUCUGGACGCCAUCUCCGCUGGUAUCCUUAUCUACACUGGAUUGGUCGAAUUGCUGGCUCGCGAUUUUCUCUUCGAUCCCCAUCGUACUCAGGACAACAAGCGACUGGCAUUCAUGGUGAUUUCAAUGCUUUGGGGAGUGGGUUUGAUGGCACUUCUUGGCAAGUGGGCCUAGAAAAUGUAUCGCAUCGUGGCGCAGGAAAUCGGUUCUGCGUUAUCCAGAUGCCCAGUCUCGAUGUCUUCAUUCUGUGGCUGUGCAGUUUCUCUGCAUUUUCCACCAGGUUAUCGUGUUUUAGAAACUUAAGUGUCUGAUUUAAUACUCUUGUUUUGCCUGUCCUUGCCUUGGCGUGGUGGACAACGCUGCGCCUAAUC